UCGCGCUAAUCAGAAAUCCAGUUAAAAUGGAUGGUCAAUGCAAUGAAAAUCUAUUGGCCAUGGUGAAAGAUGAAGAAAACAAUAUUUUAUUUUACUCCAGUGUCGGCUUUGUAUAGCAUUUCUAAAAACCAGACUACGGUCGCAAGAAAACCCCGUGAGUAAGAAAAGAACACCCUUUAUCAUAAUAUCAGUACAACAAACCACUUUUUUAACAUAAAUUGUCACAUUUGAGGACACGAGAGCUUAACGUUACUGGCAGUGGAUGGCGCUGUUGGGUCCAACGCUAUGGGUUAGUUACCUCUUCAGGAAGGAGAAGUUCCUCAUCAAGAGUUUGUGCAUCCAAAAGUUUGUCUCAGGAUGAUCAGGCUGCUCCAGUUAUUGUGUCUCGCUGGUGUCCUUCUACAGUGUGAAGGUCAGGCUCAGGGUCUUUCAGCUUGCCUAACGAACCCUACAUACAGACUGGCAGAAAAUGCUGAUAUGAUGGUGACUUGUGGAACCGAUCAGAUGUCUUUAAGAGUUUUCCUGUGUCCAAUGUAUUUUGGGGGAUACAACGAAUCUCUAAUGGCCCUCAAUGCUAAGUUUAACAUCCCAGCCUGCCGUGGAGUAGCAGACUGGUCUGCCAAUCCUCCCGUCUUGAUGUUUAACUUCUCGAUCUCCCAGGAUGCGCUCACCCUUUGUGGCAACAAUAUGAAUAUCACAAGUCAAGUGGGCUCAGGAUUAUUCUCAGAGUUCUCCCAAGUCCAGAACGUUAAUAUAUCUGGAUUAAUCAAUUCCUGGGAUCCCAGUGUUAGCGGCAUCACUUACAGGCAACAACUGAUGUACCAGUUUUCAUGUCUGUAUCCGCUCCAGUAUUUAAUCAACAACACCGAGCUCAGCGUGUCAGGAGUGAGUCUAGCUGUAAAGGAUAACAACGGCACCUUCAUCAGCACUCUAAGCAUGAGUCUUUUCAGUACUGCCAACUAUACUAGCAAACUACAGAUUCCAGGAACUGGGCUUAUGUUGAAAACUCGCAUCUAUGUGAAGGUCAAGGCAACAAAUCUCACAAACAAGUUCAAUGUGUUGCUGGACCGUUGCUAUGCCACAACAAACCCAUAUCCAAUCAGCAGCACCUCCUAUGAUCUUUUUGUCGGGUGUACUCGUGAUCCCCAGACAGUAAUCGACUUGAACGGGAUAUCCCAAGAAGGUCGGUUCUCUUUUGAGGCUUUCCGCUUUGUGGAACAUAAGAACCAGACCACCUCCACUUUCUACCUGCAUUGUGUUACCCGACUCUGUGAGAACUCAUCUUGCGCCAACUUGCUUCCGAGAUGCGUAACGAAGAGAGAAGUAAGACAAGUAAACCCUACAGAGAACCCUUCUAAUGAUGUAGCCACUGUCACCUCAGGACCAAUCACAACCAGAGUUGACAAUGGUGGCCUUGUGCCCGCUAGAUUGACCUCAUCAGCAUCCAUCCCUCAACUGACGUAUGUUGGCAUAGCUACUGGCUUGCUGAGCUUCUUUCUACUUGACUGGUUCUCUACAUCAAUACUUGCAUGAUGAUCUACAUCAGGAUUUGGGAACUCCUUGCCUCUUGAUUGAACAGUCUUAGAAAUUCUCUCAGAUGAUGCAAACAUGUGAGAAAAUAUAUGUCAGUUAUCAACACCUCUGUUUUUCAAUUUGGUAUAUAGAAUAUUGUUUUGUAAUUGUGACCUUUUUUGUCCUAAGUUUUAUGAUCUUCUAUGAGAACAAGGAAAAAGAGAAAAGAAAGUUUCAGUCUGUAGUAUACAAAAUGCCUUUUUAAACUGAAAAGUGAAGUCUAUAAUGCAUGUAAUGCUGUUCUUGGGUAAAAUAUAUGCAAUAUGUAUGUAAUAAUUUUACAUUUAAACUUAUAUAAAACUGUUAGAAUCUGCCUUUGUCCCUGGUAUUUUCACAGGUCAUCAUAUAUGUUUUUUUUAUUAUGUUAGUUAAAUAAUAUACCGAAAGUCUGGGCAGAAGAUAUUAAGCUAAAUGAAAAAUACGCCACACGAGCUGGCUGGCAUUAUAAAACAGGUACAGUAAAUAAAACUCAGUAUAUAACAUUGCAUAUAUAUAUUGUAUUAUUUUUUAGUUAGUUUAUGAUUUAUUGUUAAAUUGUUAGUCUAAUAAAAAAUAAAUUAGAGGCAGGCACUAGACGCAACAAACAACUCUACUUCACUAAAUGUAAACUGAGUGUCUGACAAAGACAGGCCCUCUGGAAAAAAAAA
This is a messenger RNA of Pimephales promelas (fathead minnow), 2219 nucleotides long. Its product is annotated as zona pellucida-like domain-containing protein 1. The record is from RefSeq and is a predicted model, not a curated record. NCBI's taxonomy places the organism in Eukaryota, Metazoa, Chordata, Actinopteri, Cypriniformes, Leuciscidae.